AUGGCCCCGGAUGACCUCUGUGAAGCGUGCAUGGCUGUCUUUGCGGAUGGGUCCUUUGGCAGAUACGCCCUCAGCGAUUGCAACGUCGUCGAUUCCGAAGACGACGAUCCCGAAGACGACGAUCCCGAGAGUCCUGGCAACGGAGCUGUGAGUAUUUUCGCAUUCCCUGUUGAAAACUUCGGCAAUAAUGCUCAGCUGAUCCAUUUGGGCGAACUUUCCCUGUCAAGUGAAAAUACUGGCAGCAAGGAGGUGGUGCAGAUGGCAAAGGGAUUACUUCAGCAUUGCUUAGAACGCCACAACUUGUGUGCCGAUGAGAGCGGCCCUGAUUGGCGGCCACGAAGGCUACUCGCUCUUGAUGGAUCAUUCGCAAAGCUGGUCGAAACAACUGGUCGAGACUUGACCGAUCCAUAUGCCACACUGAGCCAUUGUUGGGGAGGGACGCCUAGCUUCGUGCUUACCAGCCAAAACAUGAGCGAGUUUCAAAGGGGGCUUGCCUUCAGCCAGUUCGAUGCGACAUUCUACGACGCGAUGAUAACAGCUCAGAAGCUUGGUAUCCACUACAUCUGGAUCGACUGCUACUGUAUUGUUCAAGGGCAAGGCGAAGCAAGUCUACGAGACUGGAAAGAGCAGUCCGUCCUCAUGCACAAAGUGUACUCCAAUGGCAUAGUCAACAUUGGUGCUGCCCAUGGAGUAGACUCACGCGCUGGAUUAUUUGUAUCUCGAGAACGAUGGAGGGAUCUGCACUAUCCGCUGGCAGCCGUUUCACAUCAAGUCGGAGUCAUCGUCGUCUACUGUACAGCUGAACAUUAG
Molecule: messenger RNA, 810 nt
Organism: Zasmidium cellare ATCC 36951
Lineage: Eukaryota; Fungi; Ascomycota; Dothideomycetes; Mycosphaerellales; Mycosphaerellaceae
Exons: 2
Coding region: 1-810 (269 amino acids)
Source: RefSeq, a predicted model, not a curated record